Messenger RNA from Malania oleifera, 2183 nucleotides. RefSeq names its product serine/threonine-protein kinase GRIK1. The transcript is spliced from 13 exons. Gene Ontology annotation, molecular function: ATP binding; protein serine/threonine kinase activity. Gene Ontology annotation, biological process: intracellular signal transduction; protein phosphorylation. Gene Ontology annotation, cellular component: cytoplasm. NCBI's taxonomy places the organism in Eukaryota, Viridiplantae, Streptophyta, Magnoliopsida, Santalales, Ximeniaceae. Bases 689 to 1939 code for a protein of 416 amino acids. The record is from RefSeq and is a predicted model, not a curated record.
UGCUGUGACGUUUCCCGACGCGCUUUCCUUUUUGCGUCUUCCGGAACGAUUCGAGACGCGAAUCUAAAAAUUUCCCCUUUAUUCUUGCGCUUCAAUGUCUCAAUUCCCCACUUCCCAGGACAAUGACUUUCCAUCAUUCGGUCGUGCAGAUCGUUGCAUCGAUUCGCAGAUUCGGCAUCUCAUAAUUUCAAGCACUCUGUAAAUUCCGAUUCGAGAAUCCAGGGGCAGGGGUUUUUUGAUUUCUCGCAUUCAGUUUUUCGGUGUGGUUUUGGUUGAAACUCGUGUUAAGUUUUCUUGGGCUAGCGUUUGUUGUCUGCGAGGGAAGCUAGGGUUUCCAAAAUAGCUGCUGGCAUCAUCGACGAGGCAUAAGGAAAGCGACGUCUUUUGACAUUUUGAUGGUCAAGGUAUUGCCGGUGGGCAUCGGAGGAAGCAGGAGUGGCCUGCAUUGGUAGCUGAUAAACUGGAGUUCUCGCGAUGCUGGCGUUGAACCGGAAUGGCAUUAAUUUUUCUAGCUGUUUAUUGCAUUUGUCUGAAUGGCACCCGUUGCAAUAGCGAAGCUGAUUAGGGCUUGAAGCCCUUUUCCCUCAUAUUUAUUUAUUUUUCUCCUUCAGUAACCAGGCUUUGGGGGAUACUGUUUACUUUUUGUUGAUGCGAAUUGAUAUUCUUAACCCUGAGGCUCGGGUUUGUCAUGUUUAGUAAUAACUAUUCUCUUGCAAGAGUGAAAGAAAUGGGCUGCUGUGGUUGUUUUGGGUUCAGCAGAAAGGCCAAGAAAUUAUUGAAACCCAUUCCGAGCUCAAAUAAUUGUCUUUCCCAGGAGUUAUUGUUGGAUGAAGAUAUAGAGGAUGAUGAAGAUUAUUGUUCAUAUAAUGGUGAAGAUACUAAUACUGGAAAUGUAGAUGAUGAUGAGUUGCAAGGACGAACAAAACGUUCAGAAGAAAUUCUCAUGAUCAGAGCUCAAAAUGGACUGAUUUGCAGAGAAUUUCCUGUCAAAGAGACCAAUAAAAUUUUUCGUUCUGAGGAUGAAAAUGGGAACAAGAUGGUCAAUGAAUAUGUUCGUGAGUGUAAGAUUGGUUCUGGGAGCUAUGGAAAAGUGGUUCUAUAUCGUAGCUGUAUAGAUGGAAAGCAUUAUGCAAUUAAGGCCUUUCACAAGUCUCAUUUAUUAAAGUUGAGAGUUGCACCUUCAGAGACUGCCAUGACUGAUGUUCUUCGGGAGGUUUUAAUUAUGAAAAUGUUGAACCAUCCUAAUAUAGUAAAUCUCAUUGAGGUGAUUGAUGACCCAAACACAGAUCACUUCUACAUGGUUCUUGAAUAUGUGGAAGGCAAAUGGGUCUGUGAGGGUGCUGAUCCACCAGCUGGCUUAGGUGAAACUACUGCAAGAAAGUACUUGCGUGAUAUAAUUUCUGGAUUGAAGUACCUCCAUGUUCAUAAUAUUGUUCAUGGAGACAUUAAACCUGAUAAUCUUUUGGUUACCCGGACUGGUACAGUGAAGAUAGGGGAUUUCAGUGUCAGUCAGGCGUUUGAGGAUGAGAAUGACGUGCUUCGCCGCUCUCCUGGGACUCCUGUUUUUACUGCUCCUGAAUGCUGUUUAGGUUUAACUUAUCAUGGCAAAGCUGCGGACACAUGGGCAGUGGGAGUCACCUUGUACUGCAUGGUGUUGGGACAGUAUCCAUUUCUUGGAGAUACUCUGCAGGAUACAUAUGACAAAAUUGUUAAUAACUCAUUAGAUCUGCCAGAUGGUAUUAACCCAGAGCUGAAAGAGUUAAUAGAAGGGCUUCUCUGCAAAGACCCAAAGCAGAGGAUGACAUUGGAUGCUGUUGCAGAACAUGUCUGGGUCAUUGGAGAGGAAGGGCCCAUACCCCAGUAUUUAUGUUGGUGUAGGCGCAAUAAUAGCCUGGAGAAAGGAAGUACAGGAGAGCAGAACAGAUUAGGAAGUGCAUGAGAGGACAGAUUUGUUUACGCGAGCCAUACUAACAAAGAAAUAUUUUUAUCUUCAUAUUUUUGUAUAGUAGAGAAGCCAUGAAUGAGGUUUUGAUGUCGUCGUCGUCAUCAUCAUCAUCAAGUGGCAUAUCGCAUUACUGGUGAGCGAACUUGAAAACACUAGGGUUGUGAUAGCUGUAAGACUUAUUGGGUGUUUUGAAAAAAUUCUAGUGGCUUAAGGACAAUGCUUCCUUUUUUAAUGAUUG